CCGAGCGCCAUAUUCUCGAACGAUCGCGCUUGCCGACGAAGUGUAAAUAGUUUGCAAUCUGCGUGAAUACAUUGGCUCGGUGGUCCCCGUUUCGGAGGUGAAAAUUUGACAUUUAAUACAUCUGUCAAGAGUGGCGUCUCGAGUACGCCCUCGCGUCAAUGAAUCGCGGCAGGAUCGCCAGCGUACGUUUACACUCGAGAUCGAGAGCGCUAGAGGCUCCUUCGUAAUACAUAUGUCGGAUCCGUGGAGCAGCGCGGACGUCGAAUCGCGGGGACUCUACGUGGAGCAGCAGGCGCACGGCGGCGUGUGUCGUAGCCGACAGUAGCGACAAAGAGGAGCGGAGUUGGCCGCCGCGCUGCUCGACUCGACUCGUCGUCGCGAGAUACGGUUUUCUUCGCAGCUUUCUCGCGGCGGAGCCGGAGAAAAAUCCCACCGCGCGUGGAGACUCGCGACAACACUCGAGCACAACCCGCGAUCGUAUUUUUUUUUACCACCCUCGCGUCCGCCGUCACCGGCGGCAAAUUCGUGCGGCAGCAACGCGGCAUAACCUAAUCUCCCGGUGGUGAUUCGGCCGUUGCGCGCGCGUGUGUGCGUAGUAGGUACGCGUGUUUCUCCCCUCGGCGGCCUGCAUUCCGGUAUCGCGCCAGGCGACAAUGGCAAUAAACGAGGACCUCGGUUUCUCCGAGCUCUGCAGGCUCUGCUCGCUCAAGAGCAAUCAUCAGCUGCAGAUAUUUGACAAGGAGAGCGAGCAGCGGCAGCUGCUGUUCAAAAUACGCUCCUGCGUGCCCAUCGUGAUAGCGAAAGAGGAUGGGCUGCCAAAAAAUAUCUGUCAGAGAUGUAUAUACAAGUUAGACAUGUUCUACGAAUUUCGUCUCAGCUGCAUAUCCACGGAGACAAUAUUGAAAAAUUACGCAGAAUCCUUGAAGAAUAUUGUUGCACUUAAUAAUCAGGGUACGGACAAGGACAAGAUGUCAAACGGCGGGCAACAGCAGCAGCAUGCGAGUUACGCAGAAUCGCACUCUGUGGCACACGCGGCACUGGCUCAGCAUAUGGCUCAGCAGGCCGCUCAGGCGAGGCUGACUGGACCUGGGCCACACGCGGCCCCGCAGCCACCGAAUCCUACGUUCACCGUGCCCGACGACGGGCUCGGCUACGACGAUGGCAUAAGAGUGCUGCGCUCCAUUGGAACAUGGUCUUCGGAUUAUUCUGCAAUGCGUCCCAGCAUGAUGCCGGCAUUUCCUGGAGCGGAUCAACAGUUCGAAAGUAGAGCGCCGGCGGUAAAUCAACCAUUACGGACGACGACGACAAACAGCGUGAAUGUUCGUCCGGGAUCUGUUUCGAAGGCGACUAACACGGGCGAGCCAACGACGAAAGCAUUCGCCUGCACUGUAUGCGGCAAGGGGCUCGCCCGUAAGGAUAAACUCGUCAUUCACAUGCGUAUACAUACUGGAGAGAAGCCGUAUUCCUGUGAGGUUUGCGGUAAAGCAUUUGCACGUCGAGAUAAAUUGGUCAUCCAUAUGAACAAGCUCAGACACAGACCCGGUGUUUCACCUCUGUCGGCGCCUACCACACCAAGAUCCGAUCAGCAUCAGCAGCAGCAGCAGCAACAGCAACAGCAGCAGCAACAGCAGCAAGCACAGCAGCCAUCUCGCCAAGAUAGCAUUCACAAGCUGAAGGAGGAGCCCGUGAGCUGGGCCUGCGAACUGUGCGGACGAUCGUUCAGCACCAGAGAGGAAUGGACGCAACACGCUCGAUCUCAUUUGGAGGGAAUGCCGCCGCAACACGCCGCUCCGUACUUCCCAGGAUCUGCCCCGCCGCCGCAAUCUUACGCCGCCGAGAGACAUUUUUGCUUGAUGUGCCGCGCCGACUUCACGGAUAAGACCGAGUUCAUGUUCCAUAUACGUACGCACGGGCAACCGUCGGGCGGUAAGCAGAGCAGCGGGGAUGCCGCGACGGCUGAACUCAUUGCCAGAGGGCUCGUCGAUCCCUCCGGCUUAUGCAGCUAGAAUUACUCUUUUCCCUGUCACUACGUACCGUCGAUUUGUGUCUUACCAUAGUACAAGUUUUCUGCUCCAUUUCGACCAGAAACUUUCGCAUAGGGUGUUAUGCAUAUUGUGAUUGUAAUGAUAUAUACAUAUACCAACUUAUCGAUAAUAGAUACACAGUAGCAUGUUCGAUGACUAAUAGCGAAUAGCAAUGUUAGUGCGAUAUUCAUCGAUAGUUUAGGUUGAUAAUUUCCGUGCAACUGUGAUUAUUUUUUAAUUUUUUUUUUUUUGAGCCUUUUACACAUGAUCGAAGUGAGUCAUUUAUGAUUGAGAAUAUAACAUCAGCAAAUUUCAUAUAUUAAGUCUGAUUAUUCAUAUUUACAAUAGUAUAAAAAUUAUCGAGAAAAUUCACCUAAUAUUUUUCAAGAAGAUAACAUAGUAUUGGCAAUUCAUUUCACAACAGGUUAUUAAAGAAGUAGCAAUUUACGCACUUUGUAGCAGAUACAUAUCAUCAGAGCAGAGUUACGUAAAGGAAUUAUUUUCAAGAAUACACUACUGUGUAUCUUGAUACAAGAUAAGAUUUACGUUAUCAAAAAAAAAUUUAGGAACUGACAGAUAAAGAAAUUUAAAUACUGACACGAUACUGCGUUGUAAGAAUAUGCACUAUUGUGUCAAUAUUUAAAAGCUAUUACUUAAUAGUAUACGUUCCUACAUAGCUAGCUUACCGCUAUUUGUAGGUACUAGUAGACCUAUUCUGUAACUUUUUAACAUAUGACUUUUAACACAUAACUUUUAACAUAUAAGCUUUAUUCACGUUGUAGAUACAGUAAUUAUUUAGUUACAUUUAUUUUAAUUCUCGCAAAAUUCAGCAUUAUUUGAAAUAUGUAUGUUUUGUUUUAUUAAUGAAU
Molecule: messenger RNA, 2893 nt
Organism: Wasmannia auropunctata (little fire ant)
Lineage: Eukaryota; Metazoa; Arthropoda; Insecta; Hymenoptera; Formicidae
Product: adult enhancer factor 1
Exons: 6
Coding region: 654-2006 (450 amino acids)
Cellular component (GO): nucleus
Molecular function (GO): zinc ion binding
Source: RefSeq, a predicted model, not a curated record